This is a messenger RNA of Mandrillus leucophaeus (drill), 951 nucleotides long. It is a transcript of the gene DAP, whose product is annotated as death-associated protein. Gene Ontology annotation, molecular function: death domain binding. The coding region runs from base 15 to 254 and encodes 79 amino acids. The transcript is spliced from 3 exons. The record is from RefSeq and is a predicted model, not a curated record. NCBI's taxonomy places the organism in Eukaryota, Metazoa, Chordata, Mammalia, Primates, Cercopithecidae. Gene Ontology annotation, biological process: apoptotic signaling pathway; negative regulation of autophagy; cellular response to amino acid starvation.
UGAAAGCUGGUGGAAUGCGAAUUGUGCAGAAACACCCACAUACUGGAGACACCAAAGAAGAGAAGGACAAGGAUGACCAGGAAUGGGAAAGCCCCAGUCCACCUAAACCCACUGUGUUCAUCUCUGGGGUCAUUGCCCGGGGUGACAAAGAUUUCCCCCCGGCGGCCGCGCAGGUGGCUCACCAGAAGCCGCAUGCCUCCAUGGACAAGCAUCCUUCCCCAAGAACCCAGCACAUCCAGCAGCCACGCAAGUGAGCCUGGACCCCACCAGCCUCCCCCGCGGCCCCGGCUCUUCUGUACUUGGUAUUUCCCUGACAGAGAAAACCAGCACUUUCUCCCAAAUCCCGCUCUGCUGGGAAAUCUAAGGCAAAACCAAGUGCUCUGUCGUUUGCCUUACAUUUCCGUAUUUAAAACUAGAAACCGCUCCAGCCCAAACCUUGUUCAUGGGGAGUCCGGUUGGAUGUCGUUUGAGGAUGAUUGCGCCCCUAGAGGUGCCAUUAGCAGAAUUUGCCAAGAUCUGAGAAAAACUUUUAGCUUAGUUCUAUUUCAGCAGUCGCCUGACGUCCUUGUCUGUGGUCUUAAAAACAAGAAGGCACACAUUUGAGAGGAUGAGAUUAAGGUUAGGGGAGAAGCUCGGCCAUUGCAUGCUUUUUAGUAUUGGGACAGUAAAAUCUUAACACCUGCGGGAAAGUAAGAAAUAAGGGAAUGAGUUUGGGCGGCCCCUCAGAAAGACCGUUAGAGGCAGGGAAGAGCAACGCCAAAUUUCCCUCCCUUGUGAGAUGGGGGAUCCUGUGCAGGCUGAGGAGGCACCCAUGAGAAAAGCCAAAAAAGCAGAGCGAGACUCCGUCUCAAAAAAAAAAAAAAAGCAUGCAUCUUAGAAAUAGCUCCUCAAUUCCAAGAGUCAACAUGCCAAAAAAUGAGGCUGGAGGCAAGUAGCUCCGAGGGAGGACUU